GGCCCUGCCCUCCCUACCCUGGCCCGCCAAUCCCGGCUCUCCCGACCUGCCCCUCGGCCUGGGCCCACCCCGCACUCCGGCGGCCCCACCCCGGCGGCGCCGCCCGCCCGCGCGUUCCUCCGUCCACCUGCAGCAGGCAGUCCCUCUGGCUGCCCGACCUAGAGGCGCCGGCCGAGCCCCAGGCCUGGGCUCUUGCUCCCCGGCGGAGGGAUCCGCGGCGGCUGAGGAGGCGGCGCUGAGCCUAAGAGGAAGGGGCAGCUACGGCGGCGGUGGCGGCGGUGGCGGUGGCGGCUCGGGCGGCACCGCAUAAAGGGGCCGCCGCCGGGUGAUGCGGUGACCGCUGCGGCAGGCUCAGGAGCCAAGUGGGCCCCGGCCCUCAGUCGGUCCCGCCGGAUCCGCUCUCCGAACUCUCCAUCUUCUCCGGCCGAUCCGCUAUCACCGAGGCGGCCUCGUGCCCCCUCGCCCCUUCCCCGUCCCUCCCCUGUCCCCGUCCCCGCCCCGGGGGCCGCCGCCACCCGUCUCCCACGAUGGCUCUGAAGAGAAUCCAUAAGGAAUUGAAUGAUCUGGCACGGGACCCCCCAGCACAGUGUUCAGCAGGUCCCGUUGGAGAUGAUAUGUUCCAUUGGCAAGCUACAAUAAUGGGGCCAAAUGACAGUCCCUAUCAGGGUGGAGUAUUUUUCUUGACAAUUCAUUUCCCAACAGAUUACCCCUUCAAACCACCUAAGGUUGCAUUUACAACAAGAAUUUAUCAUCCAAAUAUUAACAGUAAUGGCAGCAUUUGUCUUGAUAUUCUACGGUCACAGUGGUCUCCAGCACUAACUAUUUCAAAAGUACUCUUGUCCAUCUGUUCUCUGUUGUGUGAUCCCAAUCCAGAUGAUCCUUUAGUGCCUGAGAUUGCUCGGAUCUACAAAACAGAUAGAGAAAAGUACAACAGAAUAGCUCGGGAAUGGACUCAGAAGUAUGCGAUGUAAUUAAAGAAAUUAUUGGAUAACCUCUACAAAUAAAGAUAGGGGAACUCUGAAAGAGAAAGUCCUUUUGAUUUCCAUUUGACUGCUUUCUAUGAGCCCACGCCUCAUCUUCCCCCGUGCACAUGUUUACCUGAUACAGCAGUGCUGCGUGUUGUACAUACUUGGAACAACAAACUAGAAAUACUGUACUUCUGUACCAACAUUGCCUCCUAGCAGAGAAGUGUGUGUGUGACAAGCCAGUUCUCCAGGCAUAACCUAGGUGUGAGAUUUAAAGCUUUCCGUAUUGACUUAAAUUUGGAUAACGGCAAGGUGAGGGGUGGUGGGUAUGGUGUGUGCUUGAAAGGGGAAGAAAAGCUCCACUGACCUGUAGGAGAUUGUUUUUUAAGUGGAAUCCUAUUAAACUCAAAACAGUUAUGAAAAGCAAGGCGAAGAACAUGAAGCUGUUUCUGUAUUCAUUUUAUUCCGAAGGACCUGCGUCUUAGGUGAAAGUUAUGACCAACCAGAUUAAACUCUACCCACAUCCUGUAUUUUAAGGUCUAAGUUUAACUGGUCAACAUUUAAAUGGAUUGGAGCUAUUAGUAUGUGAAGUGUGAUGGGCUUUGUUCCCAACUCUUUUACAUCUCCCCACCCUUCAUCCUUCAGCCCCUCUUUCUCUCUUCCAUAUUCUUUGGUUUGUAUGUGGUUUCUCAGUUAAUACAUAGCUAAUAGCUCUUAUUUUUCUUAUGUUUUUAACUGCUUAGGUCUAUCUGGAUGUAAGGGUGAAAAUUCAUUUGAUGGAAAUACUUGUGUAUAUUUAAAGACCCAAUUGCUCCUCUGGAGCUUGUACGUUCAAGAAUGAUUAAUCUGUGUAAUAAACUGAUUACUACAGUCAUUACAUAUAA
Messenger RNA from Camelus dromedarius (Arabian camel), 1849 nucleotides. RefSeq names its product ubiquitin conjugating enzyme E2 D2 (gene UBE2D2). Gene Ontology annotation, biological process: protein K48-linked ubiquitination. Gene Ontology annotation, molecular function: ubiquitin conjugating enzyme activity. The record is from RefSeq and is a predicted model, not a curated record. Bases 528 to 971 code for a protein of 147 amino acids. Gene Ontology annotation, cellular component: nucleus. The transcript is spliced from 7 exons. Lineage: Eukaryota; Metazoa; Chordata; Mammalia; Artiodactyla; Camelidae.